This is a messenger RNA of Acanthopagrus latus (yellowfin seabream), 5141 nucleotides long. RefSeq names its product high affinity choline transporter 1-like. Gene Ontology annotation, cellular component: plasma membrane. Bases 689 to 2350 code for a protein of 553 amino acids. NCBI's taxonomy places the organism in Eukaryota, Metazoa, Chordata, Actinopteri, Spariformes, Sparidae. The record is from RefSeq and is a predicted model, not a curated record. Gene Ontology annotation, molecular function: choline:sodium symporter activity. The transcript is spliced from 9 exons. Gene Ontology annotation, biological process: choline transport; transmembrane transport; acetylcholine biosynthetic process.
AUAAAAAAACACAUUUGCCUCCUGCCAGUAUUUUUCAGACCAUUCCUUUCGCAAACACUUUCCUCUUCCUAUUCUCCCAAGUGGAUACACAUACAUUCUUUUUUUCCUCGAGUUUUAUGAGUCGAGCCAAAGCCUCUUUUUUUCUUUUUUAUAACAUGUGUUUUUCACUCCAUUCAGCAGGCGCCCUGUCUUUUUUUUCACCAUGACAAUGAAGGCUUUGUUUAAGAUAAAUGAGUUUCUGUCUAUAAUAAAGAAAACAUUUCUCUAAGAAACUGCCCUACUGUGAUAUUUGAGAUGGAAAACUUGUCUUGAGUCAAUCACUUUUCCUUGACAGCAAUAGCACAGUUGACACAUAUAGUCCAUAUAUUCAAUAUUAGCCUUGUAAAUGUGCAGAGUGGAUGCAAGUAGGUGCAAACCAGCAGUUAAAGAUUAACACUCAGUCAAAGGCUUUUCUCAUCUUUUAAUCCUUUUUUUAGAAACUCAUCCGCCCAAUGCACACUCACAGUAACCACACACACAUAGACACACACAUGUGUACGCACUAACGUGGCUCUGAGUUGUGUUCACUUCCCGAUGUUUGGGGUCGAAACUAAGGCGGCCCAACCACUGAGGACGGGGGACAACAUCUGUCCGCCAUCUUUGUCAGUGCUGCCAAGUAUUAUGGAAAGGCAAACAGACAUAAUUCAGGAUGGCUCUCAAUGUGCCGGGUCUGGUGGUGAUGGCCGGAUUCUACCUGGUGAUCUUGGGCACGGGCAUCUGGGCGUCUAUGCGCUCCAAGAAGGAGGAGAAGAAGUGCAACGGAGACGGCAUGGAGAUAACAUUACUGGCAGGACGCAACAUCAACCUUCUAGUUGGCAUCUUCACUCUCACUGCUACAUGGGUGGGUGGAGGCUUCAUCCUCGGGAUAGCUGAGGCAACAUACAACCCCACACUAGGCGCUGUGUGGGCUCUCAUGCCUGUGCCCUAUGUCCUGACCUUCUUCUUAGGUGGCUUUUUCUUUGCCAAGCCUAUGAGAGAGAACAGGUAUGUGACCAUGAUGGACCCCUUCCAACAGAAGUAUGGGAAUGUUCUGAGCAGUGCGCUGAUCUUCCCGGCACUAGUUGCUGAUGUCCUGUGGGUGGCACGCACACUCGUCAGCCUGGGUGGAACAAUGAGUGUGAUCCUGGACCUGUCCUACGUCUACUCCAUCAUCAUCUCCUCAGUGGUGGCCAUAAUCUACACACUGCUGGGGGGGCUCUAUUCUGUGGCCUACACAGAUGUCAUCCAGCUCAUCCUCAUCUUUAUUAGUCUGUGGGUGUGUGUUCCCUUCAUGAUGACAAACCCCCACUCUUUGGACAUCUCACUAACUGCCUACAACGAGACCUUCCAGGCUCCCUGGGUUGGCAAGGUGGAGCUAAAUGAGGCCGGCAAGUGGUUUGACGACUUCAUGCUGCUGGCUCUGGGUGGUUUGGCCUACCAGGCGUUCUACCAACGAAUCCUGUCCGCCUCAUCUUACAGCCAGGCUCAAGUGACCUGCUUCGCCUCCUCAGCCUUCUGCCUGGUGCUGGGUAUCCCCUCUGUGCUCAUCGGCGCUGUGGCUGCAUCAACAGACUGGAACUCAACCAGCUAUGGAUUGCCCACCCCUUAUGAGCGCGACCAGGCAGGCUCCAUCCUACCCAUUGCUCUGCAGUACCUCACACCCACCUACAUCUCUGUCAUUGGCAUUGGAGCUGUCGCUGCUGCUGUCAUGUCCUCCAUGGACUCUGCUCUUCUGUCCUCGGCCUCAUUGUUUUCCUCAAAUAUCUAUAAGAACAUUAUCAGGAAGCAGGCAUCGGACCGUGAGAUGCAGUGGGUGAUCCGUAUCUCAGUGGUGGUGGUGGGUCUGGCUGGCACUGCCCUCACCUUCCUGGACAGCAGUGUCCUGGUCUUCUGGCUUGUGGGCGUGGACAUGUCCUACACCAUCAUGUUCCCUCAGCUGGUCUGCAUCCUCUUCUUCAAGGUGUCCAAUGGCUACGGCGCCACUGUGGGCUACGUGAUGGGGAUCAUCAUGAGGGUCCUGAGCGGCGAGCCACUCAUCGGCCUCGCGCCAGCCAUCAAGUUCCCCGGCUGUCGGCUGGACGCGGAGGGAAAGCUCACUCAGUACUUCCCCUUCCGUACCACCAUCAUGAUCAUUUCGCUCUUAUCCAUUCUGCUCUUCUCCUGGCUAGCAUCCAUCAUUUUCAACAAGGGUCUGCUGUCUGAGCGAUGGGAUGUGUUCAAAAUCAGACGCACGCAGAAACCGACACCCAAAGCCGAGAGUGACAAGAGGACCAACUCGGACAGCGAGGAAGGCGCCGCGGCCAAACAGCUACUGGACACCACCAGCUGCUGAAGAGGCUCAGGGAGGAUGGAGAGAGAGAAGAUGGCGCAGGCUGGAGGCGGGCACGUUUGUUCUUCUGCCAAGCAGGAGUUCACAGUGGGGAACAAGGACAAAGGCUGGACAUUAUAAACAGAUUGUGUUCAGUAACAGUGAAUUUGUGGUGAUGACAUUUAUAUCAGCAGAGGGCAAUCUGAGCUCUCUGCCACCGUCCUUCAUCAGUUCUCUUCACCAAAGAAUACUGUAAAAAUAGGCUCCCUGGCUAGUUUACAUUAGCAAAUAAGCUAUUAUCCAACAUAGCAUACAAUUAAAUAUGUUUACAUACAUAAAGGCCCAGGAUAAAAUGCCAGAGAUCCAGCUGCAUUCACAUCACACAUCACUGUAAUGGAAGCAGUCCAUACAAAGAACUAGGUUUCAACUGUCAAAGCCAUUCAAAUUCAUUAAAAGUGUAAAAUAAUAUAACUUAUACCUCUCACUGAUUCAGUACUACUCAACAAAGGUCAGACUUGUAUUUUUAAACAUUAAGAUUACUUUUUGACAAGACUCUACAACUGGACUUCAUCCCAAAGAAACAAACAAUGCAACAGAAUAAUGAAACAUGUUUAUAAAUCACAAUUUGUAAUUACUCAUUGGAUUUUACUGUUUGUAAGAGAGAGUGUAUGAGACUUGCAUCGCAUAGCUUCACAGAAAACAGGAAUGCAACAAGCCUUGUGCUUUAUCCUUUACCAAAUCAUUGUUAAUCACCUUGACCCGGGUGUGUCUGGUACAGUACAGGGAGCGCACUGAGCUCCUCUCUCAGUGUGAACCUCUGUCCAUGAUCAGCAGCCAUGCGCAGCACACCUAGAACAAAGACAUGCCGCCCAAAGAACAAGCGCACGCUCUGCACUGUUCCAUGGUGCAUUUGUAAAGACAUUUUCAUUGUUUAACUUGUUUUUUGACUCUAAUCUCAUAAUUUCCGUCUCUAGUCGAUUUGCUGCCUCAAGCUUUGUGACACAGCGACGAUUCAGUUUCCUCUUGGCUUGUGGGUUGAUUUUUAGAUAAUCGAUUUUGAUCGUCUAGGUUAUUACUUCCAUAUACAAUCAUUGAUUAUACACAAGUGCAAUUAUAUUUUGAAAUGACAGAAUGCUCUAUUUUGUGAUCACCAAACUGCUUGGCUGUGUAUUUAUCAUUCAUUUCCUAUCUGCAGUAGUCCACAUAUCUUAGAUGUAAAGAUUCAUACUUGCAUAAUAUUUUUAAUAAAGUUUUCAUAGAUCCCUCAUACUGCCCUGUAGACCGGCAAGUUUAAUACUGUUUUCUUUUACUUCACUGUGACAAAGUCUGAAUCCACCCAGCUAUGAGCGACUUUCGUUUCCAGUGGCAACUUUGUCAUGCAAGCAAUAUUGAAAAUCACAAACCGCAACACUACUUGCGGUGAGGUGACAGAGGUGACACAAGCACUAUUUUACUCGAUAUUUUUGUCCUAAGGAGUAUUUUAUGUCGUGAACAGCAGCAGGAAGAGACAAAACUGCAGACCUCAGUCUCCCAGCAUGCCGCAGUUAAUGUAAGCCCAUUCCCCUUCUGCUGCAAUCUACUCACAUUACAUUUAACUGAAUGUAGCAGUUUUCUGCAACUGCACGGAGAGAAAGAAUGCCAGACAUAUCCCUCGUUUUUCUUCUCCAUCUGUCAGUGUGAGAUUUGUGCCUUUCAGUGACUUUUUACUGUAUAGUUUUGUUUUUGUUAAAUACUGUAGUGCAAAGCUGUAGUUUACAGUGGGAUCACUUUGAUUCUGAGAAUUUGCAUUUACGUUUCACAACAGUGCAAGUUUUUACUUUCUUUAAUAAUACAAUUUUAUUAUAAAACAUUUUAAUAAUCCUCUUGUUUUUUAAUGUAUGUAUUGUUGUACUGAGCCUAUGUAGUAGUUUGUUGUGCACAGAGAUUCCUGCCUUCCUCUAUCAUACAGUUACCUUUAAUAUCACUGGAAAAUGGUUUUACUCCACAGACGGUGGUCAUUUGCUGUCCAUCAUAAAAUGGGUGUAUACUAAAGCGUUUGAAUACCUCAUUAACUGGUAUUGUGGACUUUAAGCACACAAAACUCUAAUUCUAACUUCCGUCUGAAGCAUACUGUAUGAAUGUUGUUUUCCAAAGAGUGGUCGCACAAAACAAACUGUGUCUCCAAACAAGACACAUGCAGGACACAAUGCAUCCAUCUUUUUAUAUAGUGAUUGUGAUUUCUACCUGUAUUAUACUCUUGUACUGUACAGUUCUAAUCAUGAUUUGUAUAUUUACACUUUUUAUUUUUUACCAAAAAGCAUUGAGUUUUAGACGAAAAAUGUGAAUGUGUAUUUUCACGUUAGCAACAUUUAAAGUAAAAUAAAUUCACCUUCACUUUUGCAGAACAUGAAAUGUAAUUUCACCUUCACACAUUCAAAUAUCUGUUCACUUGUGUCAGCAGUGGUUUCGAACAGGAAAUGAGUAGUGGCCAUGUAGAAUAAACUCUCCAGACAUGAUCUGAUGGAAGAAAACUUCCCGGUGGUCAUCUGUGCAAUUUUGUCAUUUCUGAGGGGAAAUGUUUUGUUUUUCAUGCGGGAUUGGUCAAACAUUAUCUAUGAAAGUACUGGAAAGUUCUUUUUGUAUUAUAUUUCCCCCUAAUAUGUAUUUGGUUUUAUACUAUUAUGCAUGUUGGUUGUCAGAAACUGUGUUGUUUGUAUACUGAACUUUUGUGAAGGCUGUUCUCUCUUGCCUCUUGGCAAGGCCCUACUUUGUAAUCAAUUAAUGUAAAUCCCCAUGGGGUGAUGUUCUGUCAGAAUAAAGGUUGAAAGCAAAUGAU